AUGUCUGAAACCAUCACCGUGUACGAUCAGAUCGAGAUCGAGGACUUUGUGUUCGACCCAACACAGCAGAUCUUCACGUACCCGUGUCCGUGCGGCGACCGGUUCCAGAUCGCCAUCGACGACAUGCUGGACGGCGAGGACAUUGCUGUGUGUCCGUCGUGCUCGCUUAUGGUGCGCAUCAUCUUCGACCAGGAGGACCUGGACGAAUCAGGAAACACAUGGGCGAAAUUGGCGUCCGCAAGGUUGUACGCUCUAGACUUUAAUGCCAAUUCCCGCUUAGUUCGCUCCGAAGUCACAACGCUUCCUGUAGUGUGCUCGUCGCCCGUCAUAAACGACAGCAGCCCGGUCACGAUCGUAGACACGGACCACGACGGGUUCCACGAGUCCUCGUGGAAGUCGCUCAUGCUCAAACAGAUCCGCGUGUUCACUUGGAACCGGCCCGACGGCGUGAUCAUCUUGAUUGCAGGCGGUCUGAACGGGUACUCGGGAGGGAACACCACCAGACCAUGGUACUGCCCAUUCUCGUACGGGGUUCCUGGCGGACCGGUGAUCACGUAA
Molecule: messenger RNA, 558 nt
Organism: Ogataea philodendri
Lineage: Eukaryota; Fungi; Ascomycota; Pichiomycetes; Pichiales; Pichiaceae
Exons: 2
Coding region: 1-558 (185 amino acids)
Biological process (GO): protein histidyl modification to diphthamide
Molecular function (GO): metal ion binding
Source: RefSeq, a predicted model, not a curated record